AUGAUGACUCAAGACUAUAUAAGACAUCGCAAACGACCGUUAAAUCUUUCGUAUGCUCUCGAUACAGAUCAACAACGUACGACCAAUAUUCGUAGGAAACCAGAAUAUUUAACUUGUAGUAUAUGUGGAGGAUCAGCACAUGGCUAUAAUUUUGAUGCUAUUACAUGUGAAUCUUGCAAAGCUUUUUUCCGAAGAAAUGCGUUAAAACCUGAUAGUGAAUUUAAAUGCCGAAUCAAUACUGGUAAAUGUGUUAUUACCGAAUCGACAAGAAAACGAUGCAAAGCUUGUCGCUUAGCUAAGUGCUUAGAACAAGGAAUGAGAGCUGACUGGAUAUUAACUGACGCAGAACGUGUAAAAAAACGAAAGAAAAUUGAAGAAAAUCGCUUACUUCGCCAGACAAUCUAUCCUGAUUCAUCAGACACCGAUGAAAUGGAAACAAUAAAAAGAAAGGAUCGAACAUACGACAAUGAACAAGGCCAUGAUACUAACGGUGAUAGUUCUGUUUCAUUAUCACUUAUGCCAGUAGAAAGAGCAUUAUUAUCACCUGAAGAUUUAAUUAAAAUUAAAAAAGUUCAACAAGCAUAUUCGGAUUCUGUUCGUUUAAUAUCACUACCAAGUCAUAUUCCAUCAUAUCCACAAUUAGUACGAAUAACUGAAGCAUCAGAUAUGAUCAAUAUUCCUGCGAAUAUUCAAGCAACGCGUCUUAUAACUUAUUUCAAACUUUUACCAGAAUUUUCAUCUCUAAAUGAAAAUGAUAAAUUGAUUUUAAUUAAAUACAACACAUUUCCAUUAGCCUUUAUUCGUGCAGCAUUAACUUACGAUGUAGCCGCCGAUACUUAUCAUGAACCUAAUACAGAUGAUUGCAUUUUUGCAGGCACGGAUUUAAUUAAAUGUUUUGGCUUGCAUCAAUAUGAGCAAUCAACACGUUGUAUACAAAAUUUAUUAAUUGCUUCAGCAAAUGAUACGCUUAUAUUACAAAUACUACUGGUUGUGAUGAUAUUUUCCAAAGGUUCAUCAAUAUGCACAUAUGAAGAUGAAGUUGAACCUAUAGCAGAAAAUAUUUUAGCAAUUUUUACGGCACAAAAUCUAUUUGUUGAUUUAUUAUGGAAAUAUUGCCAAAAUAAAUUUGGAUAUUCAAAGACAGCUAAAAUUUGGCUGAAACUUACAAUGUCCUCGAUGGAUGCACAUUUUCAAGCAUCUACAACAAGACAUGAUUAUAUAAAAGUCGAUUCUGUUGCUAGACAACUUUUGCCGCUGAUGAAAUCAGUUAUGUUAAUCGUUUAA
Rotaria socialis is the source of this 1284-nucleotide messenger RNA. The record is from the annotation of a GenBank genome assembly. NCBI's taxonomy places the organism in Eukaryota, Metazoa, Rotifera, Eurotatoria, Philodinida, Philodinidae.